Molecule: messenger RNA, 753 nt
Organism: Fusarium mangiferae
Lineage: Eukaryota; Fungi; Ascomycota; Sordariomycetes; Hypocreales; Nectriaceae
Exons: 3
Coding region: 1-753 (250 amino acids)
Cellular component (GO): cytoplasm
Source: RefSeq, a predicted model, not a curated record
AUGAGCGCAAAUAAGGCUCUCAUAGUCGGCAUCUCGGGGUGCUCCUCAAGUGGGAAAACGACCCUGGCGCGGCUGCUGCGGGACAUUUUCCCCAAUACUUUCAUUCUUCACGAGGAUGACUUUUAUAGACCUGAGAAUGAGCUACCGACCAAAAAUGGUCUCUUAGACUGGGACUGUGCUGAGGCCCUCGACAUCCCGGCCAUGGCCGAGUCCCUCGCUUAUAUCCGCCAACACGCUGCCUUUCCUCCUACCCUUGACUCCAAGGAAGAUAAAAACUCCGUGGGCAAGUGCCCCGUAUCAGAAGCCAGCAUCGCCGCUCAACGUGCCAAAGUCGAUGCCGCUCUAGGCCCAGACCAUCCCCUCCGCAAAAGUCUCCGUCUAUGUCUCCUCGAUGGCUUUCUUCUCUACUCCCCUUCUAUGGCUGCCAUUAAGCCCAACUUGGACAUCAAACUCUUUCUGCGUACAACAUAUGAGAAGGCUAAGAAGAGAAGAGAAGCCAGAGACGGAUACGUCACCCUGGAGGGCUUCUGGGCAGAUCCUCCUGGUUACGUUGAUAAGAUUGUAUGGCCCAACUAUGUAGAAGAGCACGCUUGGAUGUUCGAGGAUGGUGACGUAGAGGGUAAGUUCAAGACGGAUGUUUUGGAUAAGGACGGUAUCAAGGUACAGGGUGAUGUGAGUGCUGAUGGAGAUAUCGAGAAGACAUUUGAGUGGACAGUAGACACAAUCUUGGAAGAACUUGGAAAGCAAGUAUAG